Molecule: messenger RNA, 2281 nt
Organism: Indicator indicator
Lineage: Eukaryota; Metazoa; Chordata; Aves; Piciformes; Indicatoridae
Gene: SUGP1
Product: SURP and G-patch domain containing 1
Exons: 15
Coding region: 7-1932 (641 amino acids)
Biological process (GO): RNA processing
Cellular component (GO): nucleoplasm
Molecular function (GO): RNA binding
Source: RefSeq, a predicted model, not a curated record
UCCAAAAUGGACAACCCCAGGGAUGCGCCAGGGAAAGAGAGCCGGUGGUUUGGGAUCACGCAACCAAAAUCGGCCAAGACCAACGUGAAUAUUCGUCACCAAGAGGAGCUAAUAGCGCAGAAAAAGAGAGAAAUCGAGGCGAGACUGGAGCAGCAAGCGAGGCAGAAUUCCCUGAGCAUCCAGCAGCUCCCUCUACUUGGAGAGUAUGACGGCUCUGAGGGUGAAGGCUGUGUUUCCAACAAGUUUGUGAACGAUGGCAGUUUCCUCCAGCAGUUUCUCAAGCUGCAGAAGGAAAAGUCAGCUCCUGAACCUCCCCCAAGUUCCACUAACCACUCAACAAAUGCUUCUGCACCACAUGUGGGGAAGAAACCUUUGCUGUUUGGGAAGAGGCCAGGUCAGGUCCUCAGCAGCAUGCUGCAGCAGGCCAAGAACUACUCCCACUCCAAACAGAGCCCUGUGGCUAACCGCCUCAGCGUCUUCCAGUCACCAGAUGAGGAUGAGGAGGAGGAUUAUGAGCAGUGGUUGGAAAUCAAAGUUUUACCCCCAGAGGACCUGGAGACCCGACAGGUGGUGGAAAAGCUGGCCAGGUUCGUGGCUGAAGGGGGCCCAGCCCUAGAGAAGCUUGCAAUGGAGGACUACAAGGAUAACCCAGCUUUUGCGUUUUUGCAUGAUAAGAACAGCAGAGAAUUCCUUUACUACAGAAAGAAAGUGGCAGAGAUAAGAAAGGAGAACCAAAGUUCUCAGACAUCCUCAUCUCAGAAAGUUUCACCCCCAGACGACGAAGAGACCAAGACCUCUGCGGAGGCCCUGGCCAGGUUCAUCGCCGACGGGGGGCCCCAGGUGGAAGCUAUUGCCCUGCAGAAUGCCAGAGAGAACCCAGCUUUCAGGUUUUUGCACGAACCCCACAGCAAAGGCUACAAAUACUACAGGCAGAAGCUGGAGGAGUUCCGGAAGGCCAAGAGCAGCUCAGUGUGUGCCCCCCUGGCUGGGGAGCCCAGCCUGAAAAGGAAGAGCAGCCCUGAGGCAUCCCCAUCACCUCUCUGCCCCUCUUUGCCUCUGCCUCUUCCCUCCCCUGCAGCUCAAACAGCUGCAGCCACAGCAGCCACAGGAGCCACAGCCACUGCUGCAGGCACCACGAAAAAGAAGAGGAAGAGCAGGUGGGGGCCAGAGGAGGACAAAGUGGAGCUGCCCCUCCCUCAGCUUGUCCAGCAGCUGGAUUCUCCCUCCCCUCUUUCAGUUCAGGACCUCAAGGGUCUUGGUUAUGAAAAAGGGAAGCCAGUUGGGCUGGUGGGGGUGACAGAGCUCUCUGAUGCCCAGAAGAAACAGCUGAAGGAGCAGCAGGAGAUGCAGCAGAUGUAUGACAUGAUCAUGAAGCACAAGAGGGCCAUGCAGGAGAUGCAGAUGAUGUGGGAGAAGGCCAUCCAGCAGCACCAGCACGGCUACGACAGCGACGAGGAGGUGGACAGCGAGCUGGGCACCUGGGAGCACCAACUGCGCCGCAUGGAGAUGGACAAGACCCGAGAGUGGGCUGAGCAGCUGACUCAGAUGGGCAGAGGGAAGCACUUCAUUGGAGACUUCCUUCCACCUGAUGAGCUGGAGAAGUUCAUGGAGACAUUCAAGGCACUGAAGGAAGGACGGGAGCCAGACUAUUCUGAGUACAAGGAGUUCAAACUGACUGUGGAGAACAUUGGCUACCAAAUGCUGAUGAAGAUGGGCUGGAAGGAAGGUGAUGGCCUUGGCUCAGAUGGGCAGGGGAUUAAGAACCCAGUCAGCAAAGGGACCACGUCUGUGGAUGGAGCUGGCUUUGGCAUCGACCGCCCCGCGGAGCUGACCAAGGAGGAUGAUGAGUACGAAGCCUUCCGCAAGCGCAUGAUGCUGGCCUACCGCUUCCGCCCCAACCCCCUGAACAACCCAAGGAGACCUUACUACUGAGGCUGCUUUGGAGGGGGGAAGAAAAAAAACACAACAAAGAAGUCUUUUUCAAUCCAGUUGUUGUUUUGCUGUGAGAUGUUCCCAAGCUCCAUCACCAUUCUCUUUCUUUGCUCAUCUUGUGACAACCUUCUGGAAGCCACAAGACCACCUCCCACCCAGGAGAGAGGCCAGCAAGAAGCCCUCACAUCACAACACACUCCAGGGUCACCACAAACAUGGCCUGGCAAAGCCUGGGUGAUGCUCAGAGAGGAGAAGGGAGAUCUUGACAUGGUGCUAGUGGAAAGGAAGCACCAAAGAUACCACUGGGGACACUUCAGGGACCUCAUUUGGCCUUAGCUCAGUGCCAUCU